AUGCCGCUCGCUGGAGUCGGAGAGGAGUUUCCACUGAAGAAGAGACGAGGAGGUUUCCUUAUUCGAGGAACAAGGUCGGGAGGUGACGAAGACGAUGGGGCGGAGGAUGAACAGGAAGAAGAGAAGGCGUUGGUCGAGAACGGGGGUCUGAUAGAGAGAGAAUCGAAAGCGAUGUCCUACGGGACGAGGAGAAGAUCUACCUUCGCCGCAGCGACGGACGAUACUUGUGGCGGCGGCGGCGGCGGUGCAACAGCUACCAUUGUGAAGGAGGAGGGAGGGCUUCUGUUGUCAGCGGCGGGUCCGUCGGGGAAGAAGAGGCGGAGCCCGGCAGUGCUGAUGGAGGGUUCAAGAUGUAGCCGCGUGAAUGGGAGGGGCUGGAGAUGCUGCCAGCAGACCCUCGUAGGCUACUCGCUGUGCGAGCAUCACCUCGGCAAAGGGAGGCUGCGGAGCAUGAACAGCGUCCGGUGCAACGGGCGGGGGAGGAAGAAGGAGACGGCGGCGCCGCCGUCACCCACCCUGCAGCCGGGAGAGAAGAUAGUGAAGGCCGGCAAGAGGAGGAAGAAGAUCGGGAUGGUGAAGGCUCGCUCCAUCAGCAGCCUUCUACACCAGCCCCACCUUCCAACGCCAACAACGACGGUGCAACCAGUCUCGUCUCCAUCUGCAGGCACGAUAUCAGCUUCUCUUGGAUACGCCAUUGACCAUGAUAGCGUCAUGGCUUGA
Spirodela intermedia is the source of this 720-nucleotide messenger RNA. Lineage: Eukaryota; Viridiplantae; Streptophyta; Magnoliopsida; Alismatales; Araceae. The record is from the annotation of a GenBank genome assembly.